Messenger RNA from Megalobrama amblycephala (Wuchang bream), 1182 nucleotides. RefSeq lists its product as uncharacterized. The record is from RefSeq and is a predicted model, not a curated record. The transcript is spliced from 6 exons. The coding region runs from base 243 to 947 and encodes 234 amino acids. NCBI's taxonomy places the organism in Eukaryota, Metazoa, Chordata, Actinopteri, Cypriniformes, Xenocyprididae.
CUCACCUCUGUCACACAUGUUCAGACUCUGUCCACUGUUGUGGUCCUACUGAAGCUGUGAUCCGAUUGGUCCUCUCUGCUCUGGUGGGCGUGGCUACUGUCAUUAUUCUGGUUUAUGACAUCAGAUCCAGAAGAGCUGAACGAGAUCAAGCUCAUAUUCACACAUCAGGUGUGUUUGGAGUUAAUGGUGUUUGGCCAGUGUCAAUAAACGAGGGAGAUUCAGUCACUCUAAAUCUUACUGAAAUGAAGGAUGAUGAUGAGAUUCAGUGGAAGUUUGGAUACAGAAUCACUUUAAUAGCUAAAAUCAAUAAACAGACCAACAGCUUCACUGUAUAUGAUGAUGUUCUUGAUGGGAGAUUCAGAGACAGACUGAAGCUGGACAAUCAAACUGGAUCUCUGACCAUCACAAACACCACAAUGAAAAACGCUGGAUAUUAUAAAGUACGGACCAACAGUGCACGAAAGAGUUUCGACCUCACUGUCCGUGUAGUGAAAGAAAUAUCAGUGACGGAUGGAGAUUCAGUCACUCUACACAAUGAUCUAACUGAAAUGAAGGAUGAUGAUCGGAUUCACUGGAGUUUUGAAUAUGGACCUGUAAUAGCUGAAAUCAACAAAUGGGCCAAAAGCUUCACUGUAUAUGAUGAUGUUCUUGAUGGGAGAUUCAGAGACAGACUGAAGCUGGACAAUCAAACUGGAUCUCUGACCAUCACUAACACUGGAACCACAGACUCUGGAGUUUAUGAACUUGACAUCAACUACAUGAAGAUGAUUUUCAUUCUUAAUGUUGAUGACUCAGACUGUUGUGGUCCUACUGAAGCUGUGAUCCGAUUGGUCCUCUCUGCUCUGGUGGGCGUGGCUACUGUCAUUCUUCUGGUUUAUGACAUCAGAUCCAGAAGAGCUGAACGAGAUCAAGCACAUACUCAAACAUCAGAAAGUAUUGAAAUCUAAAGCAGAAAUCUGAACGUCAAGUGUGUUUUUGUUCUUCUAGUGUUUUUGUCAUAAAUACUGAUGAUUAUUUGAGCUUCUGCUCUCUCUUUCAAAGUCAGAUUUUUAAAAAUCCAAAUUUUAAAGGCUUUAUUGUUUAUAUUUUGUUAUAAGGCACACACAUCUCACUUUACUACUUCUGCUGUUCAUCUGUCAUAUGUAUUUGCUUGACUUUAUUAAUAAAGUUUUCUCACUCUGA